Phymastichus coffea is the source of this 2385-nucleotide messenger RNA. It is a transcript of the gene Arl4, whose product is annotated as ADP-ribosylation factor-like protein 4C. The record is from RefSeq and is a predicted model, not a curated record. The transcript is spliced from 4 exons. Gene Ontology annotation, molecular function: GTPase activity; GTP binding. Bases 526 to 1152 code for a protein of 208 amino acids. Gene Ontology annotation, biological process: intracellular protein transport; vesicle-mediated transport. Gene Ontology annotation, cellular component: cytoplasm. Lineage: Eukaryota; Metazoa; Arthropoda; Insecta; Hymenoptera; Eulophidae.
GAGCUCAGUGCCAGCUCAGUGCUCGCUAGAUCGUCGAACGUGCGCACACGUUACGCGCCUGACAUUUUUUGUGUUGCCCCCUCCUUAAUAAGUAUUCGGGUGGAACGCCGACCGAGAAAGGUGAAUGUGUGUUAUCGGUGCUCUUAUCUACAAGAAAGUCAAAAGUGUGGUACGCAGCGCUGUAUAUCCUGCCGGGUAGAAAGGUGCUUUGUAUAUUUGCCGAGAGAGGAAAGAGAGGAUUUGGGUGAGAUCGAUAAGAGAGGGCUCCGUGCAGAGAGUUCGCAGUCUCUCAUUUAGCAGCGGAGAGUUUGUGGUGUGUGCGUGUUUUGUUGAUCCUGGCGUAUUGAGAGAGGAAAUGACCGAUCGCCCUGGAUCUUGAUAUCAUCGUUGACGACGAAGAAGACUUAUUACGCCCGGAUUACUACGUAGCUUUUUGGAUAACUGUCCUCGUGCGCGCACACGUCGCAUCGUAGAAAUGGCGUGAGGAGCGCGAGGCCGCCAGAGCGAGGACAAGUCAGCACGAGGAUGGGCGCCGGCAUGGGGAGAAGCAGCAACGGCGGCGGCAGCCUGCUCGAAGCGCUGCCCACCGGCACGCCGCUGCACGUGGCGAUGCUGGGCCUGGACAGCGCCGGCAAGACGACGGCGCUCUACAGGCUCAAGUUCGAUCAGUACAUCAACACGGUGCCGACCAUCGGCUUCAACUGCGAGCGCAUACGCGGCGGCAUCGGCAAGGCCAAAGGUGUGAACUUUCUUGUGUGGGACGUGGGAGGUCAAGAGAAGCUGCGACCGCUGUGGAAGUCGUACACGCGCUGCACCGACGGCAUCAUCUUCGUGGUGGACUCGUGCGACAGCGAGCGCCUCGAGGAAGCCAAAAUGGAGCUGACCCGCACUGCCAGGAGCCCCGACAAUGCGGGCGUCCCCAUACUCAUACUGGCCAACAAGCAGGAUCUGCCGGGCGCCAAAGAAGUAGACGAGCUCGAGAAGCAGCUUGGAGUACUGGAAUUGUGCGCGAUGCCAGGAAGCUCGUGCAUAAAGAUCCAGCCGGCGUGCGCGAUAACGGGCGAAGGCUUGCACGAGGGUCUGGACAGUUUGUACCAGCUGAUUUUGAAACGGCGCAAAUUGGCGAAAUUGAAUCGCAAGAGGGCGAGGUAGGCCAGGGUUGCCGAAGACUAUUGCGCUUGCGUUUUCUGACAGUGCUCGCGGCCGGCGGCCGCGUCUGCAAGGACUGCCGCUGGUCCGUCGUCCUCGUCAUCAAUGUCCGUCGAUCGACAUCCUUGCCUCGGUUACGACGACAUGGACGACGACGCCGACUCGGUUUGUUACUCGUGCAGCAGUGUUGCGAACGCUGCCAACGCCGAGACCUCGUCGUCGUCGUCGUUACCACCCAACAAUUUCUAGUCUGUGCGCUACUGUCUCGACAAUAACACUAUGUAGCGUAGAUAAAGUUGUUUGAACUCUCAUUUAUUUUGUCUUUUUUGUACCAGAGAAAGUGGAAAAGGAUGGAGCGAAUGUGUGUGGAUGUUAUAUAACCUUUGUAAAACACGUGUAAUCUUGCCACCUACCCCCUAAUCGCCUUGUUGUUUUAUCGAUUGAUAAAAAAAAUCCUUGUUGCUGUAUUUCGACAUUUUAUUGUAAAGGACACUUGCGCGCGAAAGGGAAAGAGUCAGAUUGAUUGUGUAUAUAGGAUUGUAGUUUGUAAGCGACGAGUUUUUUAAACGAACACAAGUCAGCCUAGUGUCUGUCGUAUAAGUAAAAACGAAGACGAUGCCGUCGUCAAGGACUUGAUUGUAACGGAUAUACUGUCCAUGGCGUAUUCAAUUGUUGUUUCAUCGAAAUCGAUUGGUCUAUAUUAUACACGAGAGAGCGAUCACCCCGUACUAACGGAAUUUCGCUUGCUUCCAUUUUCUUUUUGUGGAUCGCUCAUCUUUUUCGGGGAAUCAGUCAAUAAAGAAGAAUUGAACAAAAGCAAAGAAUUCCAGAAUCAUAUUAUAUAUAUGAAAGAUAAAAAUGUCGUUCCUUCUGAAUGUCACUUCUAUAUUUUCUUAUAUAUUGUUCGUCCAAGCUUGUAAAACGAACGAUCGAGGGAAUUUGAUGCUAAUUCUUUUGCAAAUUCCGUUUACAAGGAAAAAACAUAAAAUAGCGUGUAACGCGAACCACCCUUGCUAUCUCUUUUCUACCAUUAAAAUGCUUGAGAGGGUUCGCUCUUAUUUAUAAUUCAACAACGAUAAAAAUUUUAUCGAUGAAAGUUAAUCGCUUGAACAAGAAAAACCACACAUGCACGAACACGAACACACACACACACACACACACACACACACACACACACACACACACACACACACACACACACACACACACACACACACACACACACACACACACACA